GAAGCUCGUGUAGGGGAAGCCCGAUACGCUCAUAGCGCGUAAAGAUCAGCUCACAACACGCGUGUUAUAUAAGUGGGUCAAUAUUCAUAUUAAUCUAUCUUUAGUUUAUAUGAUAAAGGAUGAUGAAGAUGAGGAAGAUGAUGGCUGCAGUGUGUUUGUGUGUGACACUUUGUGUCUUCGCGCCUGCUUUGGGAGGUGAACACUCUCUGUUUUACACCUACACGGCUCUGUCUAAACCUCUCGAGCUGCCUGGAAUUUAUGAGUUCACCGCACUGGGCAUGCUCGAUGACCGAGAACUCGACUACUACAGCAGUGAGACUCAAGUUAAGGUUCCUAAACAGGACUGGAUGAAGGAGAAGAUGGAAAAGGAUUACUGGGAUAAAGGAACUCAGUCCCGUAAGAGCAAAGAGCAGUGGUUUAAGGUCAACGUGGACAUCCUGAUGGAGCGAAUGAGACACAAUAAGUCUGACCUUCAUGUUCUUCAGUGGAGACAUGGCUGUGUGGUUAAAACUGAAAACGGAAAUAGUAAAUAUGUGAGAGGAAUUGAUGAGUACAGCUAUGAUGGCACUGAGUUCCUCUCUUUUGAUGAUGAAAACUCGAGGUGGAUCGCUCCAGUUCAGGCUGCUGAGCCGACCAAAAGGAAAUGGGAUGAAGUGUCCAUCCUUAACACAUACACCAAGAGCUACCUGGAGAAAGAGUGUGUGGACUGGCUCACCAAGUUCAUGGGCUAUGUACAAGAAGAACUGAGAAAACAUUCUGAACCAAAUGUUCAUAUAUUUGCAAAGAAAUGUGUAAAAGACACUAACAAGUUGACCCUGUCCUGCCUGUCCACGGGGUUCUACCCCAAAGAUAUCCAGAUGUAUUUGAGGAAGGGCAGAACUAUUCUACCUGAUCACCUGGUAACAUCAACAGGAGUGAGACCCAAUGGUGAUGGAACAUAUCAGCAGAGGAAGAGUCUUGACAUCCUGGUGGAGGAAAAAGAUUCUUAUGAUUGUUAUGUAAACCACAUCACCCUCGACAAACCAAUAGUCAUUGAUGGUAGACAUGAAGAAAUCCCAUGCCUAGAUUGUACUAUACCAAAGAUUCAGGGUGGUAUCAUUGGGGGAGUGAUUGGAGCUGUUGUCAUGCUGGUUGUGGCUGCAGUCGUUGUCUUCGUCCUUAUAAAGAUGGGAAUAAUCAGAUGCAGCAGUGAUGGCGAUGCAAGGAUCUGACCCAAAAUAAUCCUGAUGGCGGUCACAAGGAAGUGUAAACUUUACAUAAAUCCUCUGGAUAAAGAGUUUAAUCUAGCUCAAGUCUGAUCAUAAUUGGAUUUUUUCUUGACUUGGAAGUCGUUGAUUCAGCCUUCCAUCGAACUGUCAAACCUUCAAACAUAAACAUCUACUAAUCUAUUACAAACCUGUAGAUCUUUUUCCCCUCAGCUCUGAUCAUUACCGAAGGUACUAUAUCAGUCAUUUUCUGGACUCUUUAAAAAAAAAGCACUUUCUUUCCAGCUUAAAUAACCAGAGAUGGGGGACUCGAGUCGUAUGACUUGACUCGAGUCAGACUUAAGUCGCAGAUUUGAGACUUGAGACUUGCUUGACCGAUAUUAAAAAAGAUUCGACUUGACUUUGACUUGACAUUCAUGACUUGAUACUUACUUGUGACUUGCACACAUGUGACUUACUCGCAUCUCUGUAAAAAAAAAUCACAGCCUGUAAUAAUAAGCACUUUUAAUCAAUUUAGCAAAAAUGUUUUUAUGUAAAUAAGCUAAAAGCUGAUCUCUUUUUAAAUAUCCCAAUAACACUGGAUUUAUUAGCCUCAGGAGA
Tachysurus fulvidraco (yellow catfish) is the source of this 1805-nucleotide messenger RNA. Its product is annotated as class I histocompatibility antigen, F10 alpha chain-like. Gene Ontology annotation, cellular component: external side of plasma membrane. Bases 120 to 1211 code for a protein of 363 amino acids. The transcript is spliced from 7 exons. NCBI's taxonomy places the organism in Eukaryota, Metazoa, Chordata, Actinopteri, Siluriformes, Bagridae. Gene Ontology annotation, biological process: immune response. The record is from RefSeq and is a predicted model, not a curated record.